Neurospora tetrasperma FGSC 2508 is the source of this 1729-nucleotide messenger RNA. RefSeq lists its product as uncharacterized. Gene Ontology annotation, cellular component: nucleus. The record is from RefSeq and is a predicted model, not a curated record. The coding region runs from base 1 to 1536 and encodes 511 amino acids. NCBI's taxonomy places the organism in Eukaryota, Fungi, Ascomycota, Sordariomycetes, Sordariales, Sordariaceae. The transcript is spliced from 2 exons. Gene Ontology annotation, molecular function: cis-regulatory region sequence-specific DNA binding; protein binding.
AUGUUUCUCUCAACAGAUCAGCACCAAAAGCCUGACGCCCUCAUCUUUGAGGCAAAUGGUAAUGGGGGUCACAGAGUGACUGAUGAAGAUGAUACUUCAACAGCCGUCGAGUCAUCUGUUCCCACACACCCUCUUGGGAUCAAGCCUCUAGGCAACAAGUACUUCCACACUGGCACCGAUGCCCGUGUCAAUUUGGGCGAUCUGCAAGUCUUGCCCGAUGAGAUGCUUGCCCAGCUCCUUGAGUAUCUGGACAAGCGUACCUUGAGGCUUCUAGGCUAUGCCUGCAAAUUUCUCUAUGCUCAAUGUAGCUAUGAUGACCUCUGGAAAACCAUCUUCUUAGAGUCUGAACUCAAGAACAAGACGUCUUUUCAAUGGCAGGGCUCUUGGAGGGCAACUGUUCUCGGCCUCUCACCCGACAAGCGUAUCAAGAUCGACUGCAGCAACGUCUUCUCUGAUGUCUUGCAUCGUCCGUUUGUCUGCAGUCACAUCUCGUUGCCCAAGUACACGAGAAACAUCCCGCCAGCCAACAAAAUUCCUAGUCUUGACGACCUGACGUACGAUGAGUUUGCAGAGAAAUGGAGCAAGAAGCCCUUUAUUCUGACCAGGUGUAUCAAGUCGUGGCCCGUCCUCAAAUCCUGGAAUAUGGAUAAACUACAUGAGAUGUAUUCAGAUGUGGUUUUCCGAGCCGAGGCGGUAGACUGGUCCUUCGCCACAUACCAUCAGUACAUGAUGGACAGCCAGGAAGAAAGUCCCCUUUACUUGUUCGACAAGAAGUUCGUCGAAAAGAUGAAGAUCGAGGUUGGCAAGACCAAGGAUGCCGCUUACUGGAAUCCGGACUGCUUCGGAAAGGACCUCUUCGAGCUACUCGGUGCUGAGCGGCCGGCGCAUCGCUGGAUGAUAAUCGGGCCUGAGCGGAGCGGCUCUACCUUUCACAAGGACCCGAACGCGACGAGCGCCUGGAAUGCGGUCAUUCAGGGAGCCAAGUAUUGGAUCAUGUUCCCGCCAUCGGCCCAGGUUCCCGGCGUCUAUGUCUCCGAAGACCAGAGCGAAGUCACCAGUCCUCUCAGUAUUGCCGAGUGGCUCCUCGAAUUCCACGCAGAGGCCCGAAGGCUGCCCGAAUGCAGAGAGGGCAUUUGCCACGCAGGCGAAAUCCUCCACGUUCCCAGUGGCUGGUGGCAUUUAGUCGUGAACAUUGAGCCCGGCAUCGCACUCACUCAGAACUUUGUGCCAAAGGCACACCUGUCGGAUGUGCUUUCCUUCUUAAAAUACAAGGCUGAUCAGAUUUCGGGGUUCAAGAAAGAGGUCGAGGACCCAUACACGCUCUUUGUUGAGCGCUUGCGGGUCGAGUAUCCUGAGCUGUUAGAGGAGGCUGUGAAGCAGAUGGAGGAAAAACAGGGAAACAAGAAAAGGAGAUGGGAUCAAGUGGUUGGCCAUGACAGCACCGCUGGUGGACCAGAGCACAAGAAGGGCGGUGGUUUUUCCUUUGGUUUUGGCCUUGGCGAUGAUAUUGAGGGGGAGGAGGAUGAGAUCCCCUAAAAAGGAUAGACGGGGAUCGAAACGGAAAUCUGAUGGCUCUUUUUCCACUAGAUAGAAGACAUCACGUUGCCAUGCGUAUAUAUACGUACGCAUCUAAACGUACUUGUCAGGUCUUCAAAAUCGACCGUCUGACUAGUGGCUCUGAAGACCAGACGAGUAGACCCUUUAGCGAAACAUCACAACAUAUAGUACU